Messenger RNA from Fusarium sp. VM40, 684 nucleotides. The record is from the annotation of a GenBank genome assembly. Lineage: Eukaryota; Fungi; Ascomycota; Sordariomycetes; Hypocreales; Nectriaceae.
AUGCAUUUCCUCGUCAUUGGCGGAACUGGACGCAACGGCUCUUUGGCUGUCAAAGAAGCUCUCGCCCGAGGCCACACCGUAACUGCCCUUGUCCGCAACACAACCACCACUAAAAUCCCUUCACACACCAACCUCACCCUCGUCCAAGGCACACCUACUUCACAAUCAGACAUUGCCAAAGCUCUUACAACGCCCCAGCCUCCUCAAGUCAUUGUGACAGCACUUGCUCAGGUCCGAGUAACAGAGUCACCGUUUGCGGCUCUACACCCCGAUACCACGCCUGACUUCAUGGCCGUCAGCAUGAGAGCCCUUCUCGCAGCUAUCAAUCAAUCAAGUCUUCCUUCCAAGCCUAAGAUCAUUGUCAACUCUGCUCAGGGCGCUGGUUCAUCAUGGCGAUCUAUGAACCUUCCCGGGAAAAUUCUUUUUAGUCACGGUAGCAUGGGCAUCGGAGUUAAGGACCACAACGAAGUCGAUCGACUGGUGAGGGAGAGCGGUCUUCCCUUUGUGCUUGCACGGCCCGUUAUGCUUGCAGAGGGUGAGGCUCAAGUGGUCAAGGUUUGGCCCGAAGAUGGUAAGGGCUGUGCUUGGAUGCCUAAGAUUACUAGGGAGAGUCUGGGAAAAUGGCUCGUUGACGCAGCUGAGAGCAGUGAGUGGGAUGGGAAAUCACCUGUACUUACCAACUGA